Molecule: messenger RNA, 150 nt
Organism: Scutellospora calospora
Lineage: Eukaryota; Fungi; Glomeromycota; Glomeromycetes; Diversisporales; Gigasporaceae
Source: the annotation of a GenBank genome assembly
AUGAACUUCAAACAUUCUCAUAAAAAUACCUACCUUGAUAAUGAUAUUGAAACAGGCCCUGAUAUUGAUAUUAGCGAUGAUAAAAAUUUACUUAAUAUUCUUUAUAAUAGCUAUGAGUCAUAUAACAAUAAUAUAACAUCACAAAGGCAA